UGUGUUUCUGCAAGCUACAAGCUACUGAUGACUGUUUUGCCAUGCUACUAAGUACUAACCCACGGGUUCCCACCUCACCUGUUUGCAGAAAAGGAUCCAGAGAAAAAGACAUGUCACAAGACAGAGGAGAUGAUGUUAUGAGUCCACCUCAGCUGAAUAUUCUACUUGAGCGUGAUCCAUAUCUGAAACCCUUUGAAAAGGAAAUAAGGAGGAGAUAUGGUGAGUUCACCAAGCUCCUGCACAGCAUCAAUGAACAUGAGGGUGGCCUGGACCACUUCAGUCGUGGCUACGAGCGGUUUGGCUUGCAUGUGCAGCCAGACGGCUCCAUCAGCUGCCUUGAGUGGUGUCCAGCUGCCGAGGCUCUUUACCUGAAGGGCGAGUUCAACAACUGGCAGCUGGCUGAGUUCCAGCGGCAGCCGUUCGGCAAGUGGCAGCUGAUUCUGCCAGGGCGCGCCGGCCAGCCACCCAUCUCCCACCUGUCACAGGUCAAGCUGGUAGUGAAGACCAAGGACGGUCAGUUCGUGGACCGUCUCUCCCCGUGGGCCACCUACGUCAAGCCGCCGCCCACCAAGGACCAGGGCAUCGCCUACAACCAGCACUUCUGGAACCCGCCGGCCAGCGAGCGGUACCAGUUCAAGCACUGCCGGCCGCGCCGCCCGGCCAGCCUCCGCAUCUACGAGUGCCACGUGGGCAUCGCCACGCCCGAGGGCCGGGUCGGACAGUACGGCGAGUUUGCCCGCGACGUGCUGCCGCGCAUCGCCAAGCUCGGCUACAACGCCAUCCAGCUGAUGGCCAUCAUGGAGCACGUCUACUACGCCAGCUUCGGCUACCAGGUCACCAGCUUCUUCGCCGCAUCCAGCCGGUACGGCACUCCCGAGGAGCUGAAGCAGCUGAUUGACGCGGCUCACGCGCUGGGCAUCUACGUUCUCCUCGACGUGGUGCACUCUCACGCCUCCAAGAACGUGUUGGAUGGCCUGAACGAGUUCGACGGCACGGACAGCUGCUACUUCCACGGCGGCGCGCGCGGCGUGCACUCGCUCUGGGACUCGCGUCUGUUCAACUACAGUAGCUGGGAGGUGCUGCGCUUCCUGCUCUCCAACCUGCGCUGGUACAUGGAGGAGUACCAGUUCGACGGCUUCCGCUUCGACGGCGUCACCUCCAUGCUCUACCACAGCCGCGGCAUCGCGCAGGGCUUCAGUGGCGACUACAGCGAGUACUUUGGCCUGGGCACUGACACCGAGUCGCUGGUGUACCUGAUGCUGGCCAAUCACAUGACGCACACACUGUACCCGGAGUCCACCACCGUCGCUGAGGAUGUGUCGGGCAUGCCGGCGCUCUGCUGUCCAGUCGAGAUGGGCGGCACCGGUUUCGACUACCGGCUGGGCAUGGCCAUCCCGGACAAGUGGAUCGAGAUGCUGAAGGAGUACUCGGACGAAAAUUGGAACAUCGGCAAUCUCGUGCACACGCUCACCAACCGGCGCUGGUUGGAGAAGACGAUCGCCUACGCCGAGUCGCACGACCAGGCUCUGGUCGGCGACAAGACGAUAGCGUUCUGGCUGAUGGACAAGGAGAUGUACACGCACAUGUCGACGCUGAGCCCUCCCAGCCUGGUGAUCGAUCGCGGGAUCCAGCUGCACAAGAUGAUCCGGCUGCUGACGCACUCGCUGGGCGGAGAGGCCUACCUCAACUUCAGCGGCAACGAGUUCGGUCACCCAGAGUGGCUCGACUUCCCCCGGAUCGGCAACAACGACUCGUAUCACUACGCGCGGCGGCAGUACAACCUGGUGGACGACCAGCUGCUGCGCUACCGCAUGCUCAACGACUUUGACGCGGCCAUGAACCACCUGGAGGAGAAGUACGGCUGGCUCCACUCCGAUCCGGCGUACGUCAGCUGCAAACACGAGGAUGACAAGGUGAUCGUGCACGACCGUGCCGGCCUCGUGUUCGCCUUCAACUUCCACGCGAGCAAGUCCUUCACUGGAUACAAGGUGGGAGUGGACCAGCCCGGCUGCUACCGCGUCGUGCUCGACACGGACCGGGAAGAGUUUGGCGGACACAACCGGGUCGACCCCGAGACCAAGUACCACACCAUGAACGAAGGAUUCAACGGACGCCGCUACUCGAUGCUUGUAUACCUGCCGAGCCGGGCGGCGCUGGUGUACGCCCGCUGUGACUGAGACUGCCCGACCCCUGUCCGCCGGAGGCGGCGCCAGUAGAACGGUGUGCAAUACGAGCGCCCUGCCCGCCACGAGCUGUGUGAAUGUGCCUGGCCGGCCGGCCGGGCGGCGACCCGGGCCGGCACAGCCGACCGACUGUGAACGAGCUAUGCUGGCCAUCAAAUGGCUGUGGAGCGGCGCACGCGUCAGUAGAGGCUAUUGCUGUUUUAUAUUUUGUAUGCCUAUUGGUUUCAGAUCUGAAAAUGUUGUUAACACGUUAUGAUUUAGAAGUUUUUGGUUAUGUAGAUUUUUAACUGUCUUCUCAGGACGUGUUGCUGAUACUCUGCCUGCUUAGGGAGCCAUAUAUACGAAUAAAUUGCUGGGCAAUUA
Molecule: messenger RNA, 2546 nt
Organism: Amphibalanus amphitrite
Lineage: Eukaryota; Metazoa; Arthropoda; Thecostraca; Balanomorpha; Balanidae
Product: 1,4-alpha-glucan-branching enzyme-like
Exons: 11
Coding region: 42-2177 (711 amino acids)
Biological process (GO): glycogen biosynthetic process
Cellular component (GO): cytoplasm
Molecular function (GO): hydrolase activity, hydrolyzing O-glycosyl compounds; cation binding; 1,4-alpha-glucan branching enzyme activity
Source: RefSeq, a predicted model, not a curated record